CUCGGUGCUGUCGAGCUCAGAAGAGAGAGGGAGCAAGAGGACUAGUCGAAGGCUGGGCUGCGCUGCUGCUGCUGCUGCCGCCGCCGCCGCCGCCGCUCCCGCUGCUCCUCCUCUGAGGCUCCCGCCUCACUGCGGCGCUAGCCUGAAUCCAGAGUCUCCCGGCAGUUUCCAAGAGAGGAGUGGAUUUUAUACAUUCGUCGCAAGGUUUCAGCAUUCUCCUCCUUUACUCUUCUUAUCCUUGCUGGGGCGGCUUCCUUUCCAGUACAAGAGAAAAAUACACAGAGCCUCAGAAAGCGCCGCGAAUUUCGUCGUCCCAUCGCCUUUUUCGAUUUCAGACUUGCAUGUGGUAUAUUUUUCUUUUCAAGGACAUAAUCGAAUUUCCAUCUGGAUUUUGCCUUUGGCUGCUUUUUUCCCGGAAGUCAGUGUCUACUUUUGAAAAAAGGGGGUGGAAGUAAAAAUCACCGUCAGCCCAUUGCUCAACUCCGGGGCGAGAGGAUCCAGAGGGACAGCUGCUUCCCAGCCUCGGGAAGGAGCCUGCGCCCCGGCGGCUCUCGCCGAUUGCGCCCAUCCGCGGUGUUUUGUUUCGUGCGUUUUUGCUUUAAUUGAAAAGGACUUGGCAAUCGUAUCGAUCACAGGAAUUUUUUUUGCUCCCAUCUCCUCCCCGCUCCCCCCACACACCUCUUGUGGCUUUGGAAGAUGUUACUCUCCAAGUUUGGCUCGCUUGCUCACCUUUGCAACCCGACCAGCAUGGACCACUUGCCGGUGAAGAUCCUGCAGCCAGUGAAAGUGGAGAAGGAGCCGUUCGAUAAAAUCUAUCAAGUAGGCUCUGUGCUAGGCAGCGGGGGAUUUGGCACGGUCUAUGCCGGGAACAGGAUCGCAGAUGGCUUGCCGGUUGCCGUGAAGCAUGUGGUGAAGGAGAGAGUGACAGAGUGGGGCACAAUUGGAGGAGUAAUGGUGCCCUUGGAAAUAGUCCUGCUGAAGAAAGUAGGUUCAGGCUUCCGAGGCGUGAUCAAGCUUCUGGACUGGUAUGAGAGGCCUGACGGCUACUUGAUUAUCAUGGAAAGGCCAGACCUGGUGAAAGACCUCUUUGACUUCAUCACCGAGAAGGGAGCCCUGGAUGAAGAGACAGCCCGGAGCUUUUUCCGACAAGUCCUGGAGGCAGUGCGCCAUUGCUACAACUGCGGUGUGGUGCACAGAGACAUCAAAGAUGAGAAUCUCCUGGUAGAUCUCAGGACAGGAGAACUGAAGCUGAUAGAUUUUGGGUCUGGAGCCAUCCUCAAGGAUACAGUAUACACCGAUUUUGAUGGGACACGUGUAUACAGUCCUCCAGAAUGGAUUCGCUACCACAGAUACCAUGGAAGAUCUGCAACGGUGUGGUCACUGGGUGUCCUGCUGUAUGACAUGGUCUGCGGAGACAUUCCUUUUGAGCAAGACGAAGAGAUCUUGAGAGGACGGUUAUACUUUCGAAGAAGAAUUUCACCUGAAUGCCAACAACUGAUCAAAUGGUGCCUUUCACUGAGGCCUUCAGAUAGACCAACACUUGAGCAAAUUUUCGACCACCCAUGGAUGCACAAGUCAGAAGUUGUGAAGUCAGAAGACUGUGAUAUAAGGCUACGGACCAUUGACACGGAUGUGUCUAGCACAAGCUCAAGCAAUGAGAGCCUGUGAAAUACUGAGGAACUUGCAAAGGGAGGGGAGCUACAAGCAGGAAAAAAAAGACCUGACUGCUGCUGCUGCCAAUAUGUAGGAGGGGCUAGAAAAAAUGCAUUCAUUAUUCUGUAGUUUGAAUCUUUGUCUGAGGGAAUUGAUUUUUAUUUCCCCACCCCCUUUUUGCUGGUUUCUGCUUUGGAAUGAGAGAUUUCCUUUGGAAACGCUGAUGUUUGGAAGUUUGCAGGCCAGUACUUAGUCAAAAGACUGACCUUUUUAUUAAGAAAAGCAGUGACCUCUUUAAAUAACAUGGUAAACCUUUUUGCUCUCAUAGAGCCUGGACUAGAUUUUAUUUGCUUUUUGAGUGCCUUUUUGAAAGCUGCUUCAGUGGGACUUUCGUUUUUGAGCUGUGUAUGUCCAAAGAAGAUCCAGCACAUUAUAGGACUUUGCUCCCCUUACCUACUACAAAUGCUGGCAGGGAAGCAACUCCUAUGAUGCAUUGGAGAACAUGUUCAGUGAUUGAAUGAAGUAGUCCCAUCCACUGGUGAUGGAAUACUUGAACACAAACAUUUCACUCCUUCCUAGCUCUUUUCCAGCCCUCCUCCCCCAAGACAACCUCUGCUGCUCCACAAUAUAUUUCCAAUAGACUGCACAGGUUAUCAGCUGUUUUAUCAGGAACACUCACUCAUAUUUCAUUUCAUCAUCUCUACCACUGGGCACAAAAAAGGCCCUUUCUCAACUCCCCCAACCUGCAAGUCUUAAAAGUAUGUAUGGGCAUGUUAAAUGCACAAUCAAUGCAAUAUUCAAGGACUUUGUGUGUGUUUUUUUCCAUACCUGUAUAAUGUGUUUUAUGUAAAUUUUGGUUUCUCCCCCCCCCCAUGUAUUAUGCAGUUUUAUUUAUUGUCUGGAAUUUAGAAGACCUCUCACAGUCUCAUCUGUGGCUAUUUAUUUUAGCUAAUUUAUUUGUUUAGAAUUAUUCAGCACUGUGCUCUUUCUCUCUCUCCAUCCCCCGUCAUGGGAAUUCUUAUGGUUAGUCCACAACUUGUUCUUGCAUUCCUCUUUUUCCUCUUUUUUUUUUUUUUUGGUUUAAAGAAAAAAAAUUAAAGUCUGACCAUACCUUUUUUAUUUUUGGUUGGAAGAUGGAAAAUUGUUGUACAAAGUCUAAUUUAAGGGAACUAGAAUGACUUUAAAAGUUAGUCAGUAUGCCUUUUUUGUCUGGUAUUAUUUACAUACCAGAACUGUAAAGUAAUGCUGUUUGGAAGGGUUUUAAAUUAUUGACAUUGUACAGUCUUUGUGCAUUGGCUCUGGAAGGAAGAGUGGCAGAGUCAUAAACUUUAAUUUAUUUUAAUAGCUGUGUGUUCUGUGAUCUGGUUGCAUUUAUGCAGCUUUGAUUUGGAUUUUUUUUCUCUUCUGUUUAACAGUGUGAAAUGUAUGGAGAUCAUAUUUUUUUAUACAGGUAUUUCAAUUAAACUUUUUUGUAGAUAAA
Messenger RNA from Varanus komodoensis (Komodo dragon), 3133 nucleotides. RefSeq names its product Pim-3 proto-oncogene, serine/threonine kinase (gene PIM3). The transcript is spliced from 6 exons. NCBI's taxonomy places the organism in Eukaryota, Metazoa, Chordata, Lepidosauria, Squamata, Varanidae. Gene Ontology annotation, biological process: negative regulation of apoptotic process; protein autophosphorylation; regulation of mitotic cell cycle. Gene Ontology annotation, molecular function: protein serine/threonine kinase activity; ATP binding. The record is from RefSeq and is a predicted model, not a curated record. Gene Ontology annotation, cellular component: cytoplasm. Bases 697 to 1668 code for a protein of 323 amino acids.